This is a messenger RNA of Sorghum bicolor (sorghum), 1632 nucleotides long. Its product is annotated as myb-related protein Zm38. The record is from RefSeq and is a predicted model, not a curated record. Bases 416 to 1402 code for a protein of 328 amino acids. NCBI's taxonomy places the organism in Eukaryota, Viridiplantae, Streptophyta, Magnoliopsida, Poales, Poaceae. The transcript is spliced from 3 exons.
CUAAACCCGUCGCGCUAAUAGGCUGUUGAUUUGCCGGAGGGAAGCAGUUGCACACGCGCCCUAUUAUACUGCGGCCACCGCCAUAAACAAGGACGAAACCAGCGUCUCUUCCCUAAUCUAACCAUUUCUCCUGCGUGAUUGACACUAACCAUGCCAUGCCUAGUUAAAUCUUAAAUGAGGAGGGGAGGGGGUCACGCCAUCGUCGCCCCCAACAUGUUGUUACCGUGGCUGUGGCAGCAGCAGCCGGCCUCCUUCUCCUCCAUCCAUAUGUACUAGCAGUAUCACCUUUCUGCAGCGGUGAUCUCAUCUCGUCUCUCUGGCCAGUGGCCGGCAUCGUCGUCAGAGCUCUCUCGAGCUCGUGCCAGCGCGCGCGCGGUGGUUGGUCGUCGUCGUCGUCGUCGAGGCCGGCAGAUCGAUGGGGAGGCCGCCGUGCUGCGACAAGGCGAACGUGAAGAAGGGGCCGUGGACGCCGGAGGAGGACGCCAAGCUGCUGGCCUACACCUCCACCCAUGGCACCGGAAACUGGACCAACGUGCCCCAGAGAGCAGGGCUGAAGAGGUGCGGCAAGAGCUGCAGGCUGAGGUACACCAACUACCUGCGUCCCAACCUGAAGCACGAGAACUUCACCCAGGAGGAGGAAGACCUCAUCGUCACCCUCCACGCCAUGCUUGGAAGCAGGUGGUCUCUGAUCGCGAACCAGCUGCCGGGGCGGACGGACAACGACGUGAAGAACUACUGGAACACGAAGCUGAGCAAGAAGCUGCGGCAGCGCGGGAUCGACCCCAUCACCCACCGCCCCAUCGCCGACCUCAUGCACAGCAUCGGCGCGCUCGCCAUCCGCCCGCCGCAGCCGGCGUCCUCCUCUCCCAACGGCGGCUACCUUCCCGCGCCGGCGCUCCCGCUCGUCCACGACGUCGCGUACCACGCCGCCGGCAUGCUGCCACCGAAGACGGAGCAGCAGCAGGUCGUCAUCGCGCGCGUGGACGCGGACGCGCCCGCGUCGCCAACGACGACGGAGCACGGCCAGGGCCAGCAGCUCAAGUGGAGCGACUUCCUCGCCGACGACGCCGCCGCCGCGGCGGCCGCGGCCGAGGCGCAGCAGCAGCAGGUCGUUCUUGGGCAGUACCACCACGAGGCUUCCGCCGUCGGCGCAGGCAGCGGCGUCGCCGUGUACGGCGCUGGGAGCAGCAGCAGCGCUGCGGCGGCCGGCGGUGACGUCGGUGGCGGAGGCGGCGGCGACGACGGCGCGGCGGCGUUCAUCGACGCCAUCCUGGACUGCGACAAGGAGACGGGGGUGGACCAGCUCAUCGCCGAGCUGCUGGCCGACCCGGCCUACUACGCGGGCUCCUCCUCCUCGUCGUCGGAGAUGGGCUGGGGCAUGGGCCUGCUGAAUGCUGACUAAUUAGCGGUUAUACAAAACUCAGACUGCUUAUAUGCUGCUUUGAUUCAGUUACUAUGAACUUCGUUAUCAGGUAGUCAGGUCAGCUGGCCAAACCUGCCGAGCUGAUCCAUUCAUAUGCUUGCACUGUCUGUCUGUGGGUGUUUUCGGAUUAUUAUUCUUACUUGUACGGAUAAUUAACGUCAUUUGUGUGUGUGUUUUAUUCCUAGAGGAAACUGUGUUUGUGUGCUGCA